Molecule: messenger RNA, 1523 nt
Organism: Octodon degus (degu)
Lineage: Eukaryota; Metazoa; Chordata; Mammalia; Rodentia; Octodontidae
Gene: Mrps5
Product: mitochondrial ribosomal protein S5
Exons: 12
Coding region: 141-1436 (431 amino acids)
Biological process (GO): translation
Cellular component (GO): ribosome
Molecular function (GO): RNA binding; structural constituent of ribosome
Source: RefSeq, a predicted model, not a curated record
CUGAGCUCCUGAGCUGGGGCUUGGGUUUGGAGCCUUCGGCAUUCAUUGCUGAUUGAGUCCAGAGUCUGAAGCGGAGCCGUAGCGGCAGGCGGUAGGGAGGGCAGCCCUCAAGGGAGGCGGGGUGCCGCUCGGGCGCCAGCAUGGCGGCUGCAGUGCGGGCCGCGAGGUGUCUGCCCUCCCUGCGCGGAGUCCCCGCGGGUCAUUUCUGGUCCAGGCAGCUUGCCCACAGCGCCUUUCCAGCAGCUUCUGCUUUGUCAUCGAAGACUGGGACUCUCAGCAGUGGAACUUUGUCACCAUGGGGCCCCAGGGACGAUGGUCAUUUCACCAGCUUGAGCCGCCUGCUGCAGACACAGUGCUGCGUUUCUUCCCCCAGCACCCUGUUGGGCCAGCAGCUUCGACCCUAUAGUUUCUUCACUAAAUUGACAGCUGAAGAACUGUGGAAAGGGGCAUUAGCAGAGACUGGUGCUGGAGCAAGAAAAGGAAGAGGCAAAAGAUCUAAGAAAAAGAGAAGAAAGGAUUUGAACAGGGGUCAGAUUAUUGGUGAAGGACAUUCGGGUUUCCUGUGGCCUGGCUUGAAUGCCCCGCUUACGAAAAAUGGAGUAGUGCAGGCCAUCGCCCAGAGAAGCAAGGAGGAGCAGGAGAAGGUGGAGGCCGACCUGUUCCAGCAGCGGGAAGAGUGGGACCGGAAGAGGAAGAUUAAAGUGAAGCGGGAGCGCGGCUGGAGCGGCAACACGUGGGGUGGCAUGAGCCUCGGGCCUCCCGACCCCGGCCCCAACGGAGAAACAUACGAAGAUUUUGAUACCAGGAUACUAGAGGUAAGAAAUGUGUUCAAUAUGACUGCAAAAGAGGGAAGAAAGAAGUCGGUCCGCGUCCUGGUCGCCGUGGGGAAUGGCAGAGGAGCGGCGGGUUUUGCCAUUGGGAAAGCCACUGAACGGAUAGAUGCGUUCAGGAAAGCAAAGAACAAGGCCAUUCACUAUUUGCAUUACAUAGAGCGAUACGAAGACCACACAAUAUUCCACGACAUUUCAUUGAGAUUUAAAAGGACGCACAUCAAGAUGAAGAAGCAACCCAGAGGUUACGGCCUGCGCUGCCACCGGGCCAUCAUCACCAUCUGCCGGCUCAUUGGCAUCAAGGACAUGUACGCCAAGGUGUCGGGGUCGGUCAACAUGCUCAACCUCACGCGCGGCCUCUUCCAGGGCCUCUCCCGCCAGGAAACCCAUCAACAGUUGGCUGACAAGAAGGGGCUGCAUGUCGUGGAAUUCCGGGAGGAAUGUGGCCCUCUGCCCAUCGUGGUCGCCUCCCCCCAGGGGGCCUUGAGGAAGGACCCGGAGCCAGAAGAGGAGGUCCCAGACGUUAGACUGGACUGGGAGGAGGUGAAGGCUGCGCAGGGCAUGAAGCGCUCCGUGUGGGCAGGGCUGAAGCGGGCUGCCACCUGACCUUCCUGGGCCUGCUGCCUUCGCACCCUGGCUGUGGCCUUUUUCCACAAGAAAGUUCAACCUGGAUGUCUUCAUUUGCAAAUAAAA